Messenger RNA from Cynara cardunculus var. scolymus (artichoke), 519 nucleotides. RefSeq lists its product as uncharacterized. The transcript has a single exon. Bases 1 to 519 code for a protein of 172 amino acids. The record is from RefSeq and is a predicted model, not a curated record. NCBI's taxonomy places the organism in Eukaryota, Viridiplantae, Streptophyta, Magnoliopsida, Asterales, Asteraceae. Gene Ontology annotation, molecular function: nucleic acid binding; zinc ion binding.
AUGAAUUGUCCCCAGAGAGAUCUUGCAUGCUUUUCCUGUGGAGUGUUAGGGCAUCGUAUUAAAGAUUGUCCCGUUAUAAGAAAAGAUGAAAGCAAAGCCUCGGUACAACAACCAAAGAGAGUGGGUACUUCAACCCAAAAGGAGGAGGUGCCCAGGGCACGAGCCAGUGCUUUUCAAAUCACAGUAGAGGAGGCAAUGAAGGAACCGGACGUCAUAACAGGUAUUUUCCUUCUCAAUGAUAGAUCUGCAUGCAUUUUAUUUGACUCGGGAGCCACAAAUUCUUUUGUGUCAAUUUAUUAUACUUUGUACCUCGAUUCUGUGCCAAUCAUGCUUGAAAAACCUUUUAAUGUCGAGACUGCGAACGGAGUAACACUCGUAGCUGAUAAAGUUUAUAAAGACUGUAAAUUAGACUUAGAUGACCAUGAGUUCACGGUCGAUUUGAUUCAAAUGGAUAUUCAUAACUUUGAUGUGGUAAUUGGUAUGAAUUGGUUGACGAAGAACCGAGCAGAAAUCAUUUGA